CGCUCUCCUUGUAGUUGAGUUUUAGCAUCUCAUCCAACGUUGAGAUCAAUUUAAUAGAGAUACGUGUUGAACAACUGUCGCCUUCGCAGCCUCCCUGGUGAGCGAUCCAACUGAAAGGUGUACGGUGUCAAUCCUGUCAGACUAAGAAAAGAGAUAUCAGAAUUAUUAUUGUAUUCUUUUCUCCAAAGAAAGAAAUAUAAUAAUAUUGUUUACGUUUUGAUAACAUUUAAUUGGAAAAAAUAAUUUUCCUCAUUUGAAAAACAGAAAUUUUGCUUGUCAUUUGAAUUUGUUUUUCACCUCUGUCUCUCUUUUCCUCUUCCUCAUUAGAGUGACAAAGUCUUCGCAUCUCUAGUCUACUUAGACACCAUGAGACCAACACAGUCAUCACCACAUUUCACUAGUGGUUCACAAUCACUGAUACAACACUUCGUUGUCCCACCACACAUAGGCUUUUACUCCACACAGAUCUGUGUCAGUCUCUCUUCUCCCCAGCGUGCCAACAUGCCGCAGACUGCAGACCCCAUUUCCCAUGGGGAAGAUGUGAACAUUUGGCUGAGAGGCAUAACAGACAGCCUCACUCCAAAGACAUUUGAACUGUUAUUAUUUUUAAUAAUAAUCCUAAUCCUGAGAAGAUUCCUGACACAAGAUUCAAGCCAGAACAACAACCACGAGGAGCUAGUCAAGAUCAUGAGCUCACUAAGCUAUGCCUUCACAACCCAGCUGAAACUGAGCGACAAGCACAUCACCCACCUUCAAGAGGAGCUGACACGUGCUCAACGUCGCAUAGACAAGCUGGAAGUGAAAGUUCAAAAUCAACUCAAAGCACCCAGCGAGAGGGAGCAGGAUACAACAGAACAAGUUAUGAAGCUCCUAGCAGCCCUGGCAGCAGCUCAGCUCGACCAGCAACAUACAACAGCUGCUCAGAAAGACCUGGUAAACAGACUCCAGUAUGCCGAACAGCUACUAGAGAAAGCCAAGCUAGACAUCAGAAACAAGAACUCUGAAAUCAGUGCUUUGAAAGACCACCUUGAAAGGUACAGAACUGAAAUGGACAAUCUGACCCAACAACUAGAUGAUACCAACGAUGAGCUCUACAUGGUCAGAAAAGAACUCCAAAAUGCUUACAAGCACAAACAAGAGCCAAGGAAAGAGAAAACUCUCUUAGCCUCAUCACUGCUGAGCAGAGCAGAGUCCCACGUCCAAGAACUGGCAUAUGACGAAAGGAGCGAAGGGCCACAACCCAAAACCUCACCUGCCUUCGCCACACAACCCUUUCCUGCCAACGAAAGAAAACCUCCCGUCCAAGGCCUUGAAGCUGCACACGGGAUGACCAUCAAAGACCUCAACAAGCUGUCUAAAAACAUCAGCAGGUUCAACCCGAACUCCACAGAGAGCCCCGACAUCCAAGCUUACCUGCGAGAUAUCGAAUUCCAUCUGGAAGUGAGACCUCAUGUGACUGACAGAGACUGGUUAUACCUCCUUAGAGCCACGUCCAGUUCCGAGGUACGAAACUUUCUAGAUCGACAGCCCAUUCAAACAAAGUCAUACUACCAGCGACUUCGUGAGGUCCUGAUUAAAGAGUUUACAGACCCAGAGUCUGAACAGGGACUGUUAACUGCCUUGGAAACCAAACAAGGUCGUCAAGAGACUCCACAAGCUUAUUACAACCGACUCCGACAAGCCUACUUCGGUGCACACAACAGCCCUGACCUUGAAGAGGAUGUGAACUUCAAAACCCUCUUCCUAAAGAAUCUGCACCCUGGAGUCAGUCACCAUCUAGGUGUCAUGGCCUGUCCGAACUCCAUGACCAUCCAACAGUUGCGUGACCUAACACAGAAGGCCUAUAACAAGCAGAAGUUGGCCUCAAAGAAAGGUAACAAAACAUCCACACUCUUGAACUCUGUCAACAAAGACUCAAGCCUUGCACUGGACGACACCCAGUGGCAUCACAACACCAGAGUCUUCCAUCAAGAGCAUAGAGAACGUGACGCCCAUAUCCACGACCGCUUUCAGCCCAACUGCUGGAAAAAUUCAUGGGACCAGCCACGCUUCUCAAGAAACCAAAAGGAUAAGAACAUCUGGAAACCUAACCAGAUAUCCAAAGGUAAUCAGCUGACUCAUCCAAGAGCAACUUGUGUGGGUAAGCGACAACAAAACCCACCUCAGCACCACUCAGACAUGCACAGUGCUGAGUAUGCACAAGAACAUGACCGCUUACCAUUAGAAGACACGGAACAAGUCAUGGAACAACUAAGAGAGUUCCUUCAAGACAAUUUACAUGCAUAUGACCACAAAGUUGAGUCGUGCUCGCUGUGACCAGCGACAGAACGGAAGGCCGGUGAUCAUCUGGUCCACCACAUCAGAGAUGACAAGCACCUGUUCAACAACAACCCAGAACGAACAAGUCUUUCACGGCCAACUGUUGAUGAAAAAUCUGAGGUACUAAAGGACAUCACCUCAGUCACUAACAAACUGUCAAAUUAACUCCAAGUACCACAUUCCCUGUCUGUGCAACAGCAACCACCAGAGAACAGAAGGUCAGAAAGUCUGCUACAGCCAGAAGGCAUCACAAGAAGAAUGCAACACAGGAGACAAGUUUUGCAACUCAGCUUCACACAGCCAUGCCAAACUGCCUCCGACUGUCUGCCAAAGAACUUCCUGCCUUGCUGGACUGACCCCUCAUUAGACCAUGGACACGCCCUCAUCCAAGCCACGGAUGCAGAGAGCCAGUCUUCAGUGACAUGCUAGAAAAAGGGGGAGACAACACAGACUUGAACAGAUCUGACCACACAUGCACUACACCAGUAACACACAACAUUACCUACACCCAGAGGUAAACACAUCUACUGAUAACACAGUCAACAAACAUAUUCUUCCCACAGGUAGAAUAUCCAACUUUUAGCGUAACAAAGUUACACAUACCCACCAUGAAGAAACGUGCAGCCAUCCUCACAAUAGGUAGAACACCUGACACUAAGUUAAGGUUCACGACACACUAGCUGCACCUGACAUCCUAGCUCAAUAGUAGUUGUAACACAUGCUAGGAAAACCCACAGCAGCCUUGUUUUGUUUUGUUCUUCUUUUACCUAUCCUUCUCCUUCCCCUCUUUCCUGAGUAGGUGAAAUGCCUAGACACCCUGCGAGGGUCGAAGGUCUGAUAUUAGGAUUGACUCGCAACACCUAAUAUCCGCCAGCCACUCUAAACUGAAUGGAAGCCAGAGAGCUCCAUGCAUGAUGGGUCAAUUCAUUGAAUUGAAAAUGAAAUUACUAGAAAACUAAUGGUAAACAUGUAAAGUAAGACAACCUAGAAGAACCAAACAAAGUUAACCACAAAUUUGAUUGAUGAUUUAAAAUAAAAACAAUUUCCAAGAUGAUCUAAACUAUCCUCAAUGUGCUAAACUACAUUGACUAAUUGAACUUAACCACGUGUACCUAAAUAACCUGAUGCCUGCACCAGUACAGUAACUGUCAUGGAGGUGUUGUCUUGCUGUUUGCUGUGUUUGUCUGCUUCUUCUGCCUUUGUUUCUCCAGCGAUC
Molecule: messenger RNA, 3535 nt
Organism: Carassius gibelio (silver crucian carp)
Lineage: Eukaryota; Metazoa; Chordata; Actinopteri; Cypriniformes; Cyprinidae
Exons: 2
Coding region: 367-2316 (649 amino acids)
Source: RefSeq, a predicted model, not a curated record